AUGUUGCAGGAAUCAAGAACAACUGAACGUCAAAUUUUAAAAGUAUUAGCUACACAUUAUUCAUCAUCGGAAUCAGGCAAUGACAAAAAUGAUCUUGAUCCACCAAAAAGCAUAAAAGUUGUCUAUAGUUUUUCAAGUAUGACUCGUUUUGAUGAUUUAGCACAUCGAUCACAAGCUCAACGAAGUUUACAUUUUCGAAUUAAUAGUGGAAGUUGCUCCAUGAAGACAUAUGCAUACUAUUCUAAACGUCUAGUACAUUGA
This is a messenger RNA of Rotaria sp. Silwood1, 261 nucleotides long. The record is from the annotation of a GenBank genome assembly. Lineage: Eukaryota; Metazoa; Rotifera; Eurotatoria; Philodinida; Philodinidae.